AUGAGCCAAUACGUCAACGUGCCCAAGUCUGACCUGGACGAGGGACAGAUCCGUGAACUUGAGCAGUAUGAGAUUUCCCAGGGCCCACUUUCUGUGCUGCAGCAGUCUGUGCGCAAUCACUCGCAGGUGCUGAUCUCUUUGCGGAAUAACAAGAAGCUUCUCGCACGCGUCAAAGCAUUUGACCGCCACUCCAAUAUGGUACUGGAAAAUGUCAAGGAAAUGUGGACUGAAGUGCCUUUCGGACGUUUCAAGGUAGCGAGACAGCGAUGCAAUGAAUUGCACCUGCCAAGCAACGAUUCCAUUGGAUAUAACUAG
Messenger RNA from Malassezia globosa CBS 7966, 315 nucleotides. RefSeq lists its product as uncharacterized. Gene Ontology annotation, biological process: spliceosomal snRNP assembly; RNA splicing. The record is from RefSeq and is a predicted model, not a curated record. The transcript is spliced from 3 exons. Gene Ontology annotation, molecular function: RNA binding. Lineage: Eukaryota; Fungi; Basidiomycota; Malasseziomycetes; Malasseziales; Malasseziaceae. Gene Ontology annotation, cellular component: pICln-Sm protein complex; catalytic step 2 spliceosome; precatalytic spliceosome. Bases 1 to 315 code for a protein of 104 amino acids.